Clonostachys rhizophaga is the source of this 1302-nucleotide messenger RNA. NCBI's taxonomy places the organism in Eukaryota, Fungi, Ascomycota, Sordariomycetes, Hypocreales, Bionectriaceae. The record is from the annotation of a GenBank genome assembly.
AUGGCUGAUUUCCUGAAGAACGUAUUUGGUGGCGGCGAGGCCCAGAAGCCUGUCGCGAUCAAGCCCGACUCCGACUUCGCUGAUUUCGCUGGAGCUCCUGAUCCUACCCCUGAAGCUGCUCCUGUCAUUGGUACUGAUGGUUCAGCCCCUGCCACGUCAACCCAGGUCCCUUACACCAAGUGGUACAACGUCCACGAGCGCCACUCGCUUUCCGAAUUCAAGAGCGAGGGUAUUAUCCUCGUCAUUGGCUUGGUCAUCGUCGUCCUGCACAUAAUCGGUUCCCGCGCGAAUCGUUCCAAAGCUCGAGCAUGGAUCCGCGCCCACGCUCCUCUUCUCAAGAGCGAGUAUGCCCUAGUCGGCUUCAGCGGUGUUCCCAACUCGAACAAGGAGGAUGAAAACACCAACACCCUCAUCAAGGAGAAGUCUCUCAUCGAGUUUGUCUCAUACGCCACCGGUAGGCAAAACACAGCUUUCACGGAUAUCAAGAUCAACCUCACCAAGAAGUACAACCCAAUUGUCAAUGCUAUUGAGCAUGGUGCUGCUUUUGUUAUGGAGUCUGCCUUUGAAACCCCCGAGGAUUCCGUCGAGGCCGUCAUCUACCCAUUCGAUGGCAAGGAGAACGAGACUGUCCCCAGCCUUCCUGGUUCUGCUGAGGCUCGUGCCAAGGAUGGCAAGAGCAACUAUGAUUCCUUCGUGUGGGCUAUCGUGAACAAGAACAACAUGAAGCAGGUUCGCGACCUGCGAUACGACGUCUCCCUCACCUCCACCAAGGAUAACUCGAAGCUGGCUGACUGGCUUACUGUCAUGAGCGAAAGUGCCGAAAUCACCAACGCCCUUCUCACCGAUGAACUUGCUGCAGCUGUCAAGGCUGCUGGAGAUGCCUUCCAGUACCUCAUCAUCACCGACCAGCCCGCUGACAAGCCCAAGACCCUCGCCGAGAACGUUUCCAGCAAGCGCAUCAUUCUCAAGUACCGUCUCAACUCUGGCAACAACUACAAGGAAUCCCUUCCUCUCUUCACUUACUUCAACCGCCUCCCCGACGUUCUUGUACAGACUGCCCGCUUCCGUCCUGAGGUUCUCAAGAAAGUCAAGGCUACCCGUGAGCUGAUGGACAAGGAGCUCAGAAAGGUUCUGGAUGACGAGAAGGCUGAGGAGCGUCUCCUGGAGAAGGAGAAGGCCAAGAAGGCCAAGCGUGAUGCUGAGCUUGCUGGCCUCAAUGCCAAGGCUCAGAAGAAGUAUCUGGAGAAGGAAAAGGAGAAGGAGAUGCGCAAGGCCCAGAAGAAGCAAACUACGCGUGGGUAA